AUGCCGCAAACAAGGAUCGAAGUUCAGUCCCCGACAACCCACCUCGAUGCACCCUGCUACAUAUGCAGGGUAAAUGAAAUGACUGUUGCUGGUCAAGUUAUUUCGACAAACCCUGCGCCGGAUAGUUAUGUCCCAACCACCACCACCUGGUGUGAGCCAGGUGUCAACAUGAAAGUGUAUAUCGAUGCCCUAUACAGGCUUCGACGCAGGAAUUCAAUGACCUCAAACACCAAAGAGCAUGUCCUUCCGGCCAUCGAUGUUGAUGAAGCCGGCGAGCCAGAUCAGCAAAAGGAGCUAUCUAGAGAUGGCGAAUUGAAUUAUAUUACCGGCUGGGGUUUGAGCUUCAUUUCGAUCGGGAUGGCCCUGAGCACUUUCCUCGUCAAUCUUGAAAUUACCAUUGUUAGCACUAGUCUUGUUUCAAUUGCCAACGAUCUUGACGACUUUGGCCCCACGAGCUGGAUACUUAUCAAGCUUGCAGGUGGGCUCGUUAUCUGGGCGAAGCUUAGUGACCUUUUGGGACGCAAACCGAUAUUCGUUGCAUCCCUAUUAAUAUUUGCCGCAUUUUCAGGAGGCUGUGGAGCAGCGCAGACAAUGACCCAACUGUACCAAUCCAUUUCAUUCUGGGAUUUGAUCGCUUAUACUAAUAUACUGAUCAGAAUUGUUUGCCGUGCUUUCCAGGGAAUAGGAGGUGGUGGGAUUUACGCACUAAUAAUGGUCAUGCUCUACGAGCUAGUACCACCGCCUCGGUAUCCAGCGUAUGCAGCUUUAUUGACCACGAUGGUUGCUUCAUCCUUUGCACUUGGGCCGGUAUUUGGGGGUCUUAUACUAAGAGGAGCUUCUUGGAGAUGGGUAUUUCUCUUGAAUGUACCAGCUUCUGCUAUAGCAACGGGAAUCAUUCUCUUCGCCGUCCCGCGGGACUUCCCUAACCAAGGGAGAAGCCGGAGUCAAUCACCGAAACCGGGAUUGGCAGCAGCUGACUUCACGGGUGCUAUACUUAUGGUAUCAACGUUGGCAUUACUCAUCGUGGCAUUUGAAGAAGCCGCUUCCAACUUAUCUUGGACGAUUCCUACCUUUAUCGGGCCCCUGUGUGCCGCAGUCAUUACAUUGGCGGCAUUUAUGAUAAGCCAAUGGUAUGCUAGCCGGCUAAGCUCCGUCGUGGAGCCUGUGCUGCCAUGGCACUUUUGCCAGAGCAAACUCAUCGUGGGUCUUUCAUUAAGCUCGUUUAUGACGGGAGCUGUCAGCAUUACAUGCAUAAUCCAAAUUCCCAUUCGCUAUCAGACAGCGGUUGGCGGCACCCCUCUCCAAGCUGGCAUUAAGCUCAUCCCUCUUGCAUUGAGCCUUGUUUUCUUAUCUCGUGGAUCGCCCAGUAACCCCGAUUGGCGGGGUCUUAAUGGCAUUGAGGUGGUUAUAGGACUGGGAACGGGCUGCAAUAUUGGAACGGCUGCUCUUCUGACUCCGUGGACCGUGGAAAAGAGAGAUAUUGGUCAACAGAAGCCAUCAAUGACCUCCCUGAAGACCUGGAAGCGUUUGUGA
This is a messenger RNA of Histoplasma capsulatum G186AR, 1533 nucleotides long. RefSeq names its product drug resistance transporter. Gene Ontology annotation, biological process: transmembrane transport. Gene Ontology annotation, molecular function: transmembrane transporter activity. Bases 1 to 1533 code for a protein of 510 amino acids. The record is from RefSeq and is a predicted model, not a curated record. The transcript is spliced from 8 exons. NCBI's taxonomy places the organism in Eukaryota, Fungi, Ascomycota, Eurotiomycetes, Onygenales, Ajellomycetaceae.